This is a messenger RNA of Varanus komodoensis (Komodo dragon), 1533 nucleotides long. RefSeq names its product vomeronasal type-2 receptor 26-like. Gene Ontology annotation, biological process: G protein-coupled receptor signaling pathway. The record is from RefSeq and is a predicted model, not a curated record. Lineage: Eukaryota; Metazoa; Chordata; Lepidosauria; Squamata; Varanidae. The transcript is spliced from 4 exons. Gene Ontology annotation, cellular component: membrane. The annotation marks the transcript as partial. Gene Ontology annotation, molecular function: G protein-coupled receptor activity.
AUGUUGCAAUUUCUUGAAAGGAAGGGCUAUACUAAGUCCUGGAAGACCCUCUCCGUCCUCUUUGCCAUUCAGAAGAUCAACUGGAACCCCUGGAUCUUGCCCAACCACACUCUGGGCUACAACACCUAUGAUGAUUAUCUCAAUGGAAGAGUGACUUCAGAGUCCCUGCUGGACCUGCUCUCCCCUGGGCAGGCCAAUGUUCCAAACUACAAGUGCGGCAGGAAGAAGCACCCAAUGGUUGUUCUGGAAGGGUCAGACACUGAAAACUCCAUCCACAUUUCAAGCAUGAUGGGCACCUACAAAAUCCCACAGCUUCACCCUUUCCUGAGAAGCCCACAGUUUUACAAUAAUUCCAUGGACGGAGUAUUUCUGGAUAAGAAGGGAGAAAUGGCAGCCAACUUGGACGUCAUGAAUUGGGUGGUAUUUCCCAAUAGGUCUGUCACAGGAGUGAAAUUUGGGAGCCUAGAAAGAAACGGAUCCUCAGGUCUCCAGUUCACCAUUCACCAAGAUGCCAUUGUGUGGCUCUCCUGGCUGAACCAGCCCCUGCCCCAUACCAGGUGUGUGGAAGCCUGCCAUCCUGGAUUUGUCAAAGUAGUUCAGGAAGGGAAACUCAUUUGCUGCUACGACUGUCAUGCCUGUGCUGAAGGGACCAUCUCCACUCAGGAAGAUUCAGAACGUUGCACCAAGUGUCCAGAAGAUCAGCAUCCCAACAUGCAGCGAGAUCACUGUGUCCCGAAAAAAAUUACCUUCUUAUCGUAUGAAGACCCUUUGGGGAUCAUUCUGGCAUCCUUUGCCCUAAUUCUGUCCUCAGCAACAGAAUUUGUGUUAGGACUCUUCAUAAAAUUUGCAGAAACCCCUGUGGUCAGAGCCAACAACCAAGACCUUUCCUACAUUCUCCUAGUUUCCCUCCAACUUUCUUUUUUGUCCUCCUUCCUAUUCAUUGGCCAGCCAAAGAAAGUGACCUGCCUCUUCCGACAAACGGCCUUCAGCAUCAUCUUUUCCGUUGCUGUCUCUUCGCUCUUAGCCAAAACCAUCACUGUGGUGCUGGCCUUCCUUGCCACAAAGCCAGGGAACUGGGCAAGGAACUGGCUGGGGAAGACCUUGGCCAACUCCAUUGUCAUUUCCUGUGCCAUUGUCCAGGUUCUCCUCUGCACUACGUGGCUGGGAAUUUCUCCCCCUUUCCCUGACUCUGACAUGCACUCUCAGGCUGGAAAGAUCAUCCUGCAGUGCAACGAAGGGUCUGUGGCCAUGUUUUAUGCUGCCCUCAGCUACAUGGGCUUCCUGGCUUCUGUCUGCUUCACGGUGGCUUUCCUGGCCAGGAAGCUGCCUGGGGCCUUCAACGAGGCCAAGCUGAUCACCUUCAGCAUGCUGGUCUUCUGCAGUGUCUGGGUGUCCUUUGUGCCCACCUACCUGAGCACCAGGGGCAAGUACAUGGUGGCCGUGCAGGUCUUCUCCAUCUUGACCUCCAGUGCUGGGCUGCUGGGCUGCAUCUUCCUGCCCAAGUGCUACAUCAUUGUCUUGAGGCCUGAUCUG